AUGGGGAUAGCAUUUCUGUGAGCAGUUGCCUGCCUGGCCCUUGCCAGCACCGUCUCAGGCUGCGGGGUGCCCAUCGUCAGCCCCUCAGUGCACUACAGCGAGAGGAUCAUCAAUGGGCAGAACGCGGUGCCCGGCUCAUGGCCCUGGCAGGUGUCUCUGCAGUCCCGCUCAGGAUCCUACUUCUGUGGCAGCUCCUUGAUCAACAAGAACUGGGUUGUCACGGCUGCCCACUGCAAUUUCAACCCGUACUCCCACGUCGUCAAUCUUGGGCCAUACGACCACAGUUCCACCACACAGUCUGCUCAAGUGAAGACCAUGGCCAAGGCCAUCACGAACCCCAGCUGGAACCCUAAGACCCUCAACAAUGACAUCACCCUGCUGAAGCUCUCCUCGCCCAUCCAGCUGGGACCCCACAUGUCCCCUGUCAGCCUGGCCCCCGCCAACCUGGUUCUGCCCACCAACCUCCAGUGUGUCACCACUGGCUGGGGACGCAUCAACCCAAACUCCCAAGCCUUGGCAGUGCAGCUGCAGCAGGUAACCCUGCCCUUGAUCUCCCAGAGCCAGUGCGUGCAGUACUGGGGCAACUGGAUCACCAGCUCCAUGCUCUGUGCCGGUGGGGCUGGCGCCUCCUCCUGCCACGGUGACUGUGGCAGACCGCUGGUAUACCGGGAUGGGAACGUCUGGACCUCGAUCGGCACCGUCUCCUGGGGAACCAUCGACUGCAAUAUCCACACACCGGCUGUCUACACCCGUGUAAGCCAGUUCUGA
This is a messenger RNA of Leptosomus discolor (cuckoo roller), 768 nucleotides long. The record is from RefSeq and is a predicted model, not a curated record. Lineage: Eukaryota; Metazoa; Chordata; Aves; Leptosomiformes; Leptosomidae.